UCUCGCGACACGCGCGUGUGUGCCCUCGAGCAACGAGAGUGUUAUUAAAGUGUGAUGCGAUCAUGAUCGUGGAGGAUACAGUGAUCAGCAUCGAGAGAGAACCGAUGACGAUGGAAGCUAUUCUUCUGCGCGAUCAGAGGACUACGUCCCAUAGGAUGUUAAAUCGCGAGGAGCAAAGUGUUGCCAUGAUGACGACGACGACGACGACGACGACGACGACAAUGACGAAGAUGAAAACGACGAAGGAAUUCGCCAAGGAGGGAAACGAUCGACAGAUACCGCAUCUUCUCGAUGAUCCUUCUCGAAUUUGCCGCUCUACUUGUUGCGCUCGCGCUUGCUACCGGAAUUGUUGUCAUUGUUCCUCGUGCGGGAACGACGACGUUUCCGCGCAGAGACACUUCCGACGUGAUUCCGAUGUGUGCCGAGCGCGCGCCUCCUCUUCUUGCGACGACGAUCGGGGGGUACGAUCGAGACGAUGCUUGUUAUCCAUCACCACGACCACGUGGCUCAGGUUAAGCAGUCUUGUAGUCACCUUGCUCGUGGCCUCGGUAAACGGAGCUCCGACAAUGACUGUCAAUGCCAGACGACUGAGUUCACCACCAAAGUGGGUAAAUCCCUGUGGUCUCGCCGCCGAAGACUUCGAUGGUGAUCCCGACGUCGAACAAUUGCGGGACGUGCAACUACUAACGCAGGUCGUGGUACAGGCUAAAACCGCUCUGAUGCACGCACAACUCUUUCGAGACGAUUACAUCAAACGGACUUUUAAAGUUGACUUCGCCGAUUGGCACUUGCAGUGGAAGGACAAUCAUUACGAUUGGUUGCCUAGUAAGAAGGAUAUACCGAAGCAAUUGGGCGAACAAUUGCAGCAACAAUAUUUGGACAGUUUGGAGCUUGAUAGGUCGCUGCUUGAUGCGUACGAGUACAUGCAGAAAUACGCGGUUGGUCUCGAGCAAAUUGUAUGGGACCAAGAGGACAACGGUCUCGAGUUUCGCGAUCAGUUUAAGGAUACCGAAUUCAAGCUCCGAACGGUCCUAUGUGAGCUUCAGGUCGCGUUGAUGGAACGUGCUGUGACCUUACGACCCGACGUAACGAGGAACGCAAUGUCGACGGAGUACCGCUCGAUGUCGUCGUCCGCGACGUAUCGCGAUUUACGCGACUGGCUGAUCUUUCGGGACUACAUGAACGGUCUCGAAUACGUCGUGCAGGUGUUCGAGCAUUUACGUCGGGGCUUAGAAUCCUGAGGACGGCAAGGCGGAAGCCGAAGAAGGGCUACAAGGCGACGACUCGCCCAUUUUAGAAAAACGGAACGACCAGAUCUCGAAACGAUAUCAAUAUCUUCCUGAACUGAAACGCGUCGUUUAAUACAAAACGCACCGUUUUCUUAGGGGAUAUCAACGAGGGACGAAGAAAUUUUUGUAACAGUGGGAGAAUAACAGGAUCGAAAGAUUCGUUAAAAAGGAAGAAUCCGAGAGAGGAUUUAGAUACAGCUUCCGUUUGAAUUCAUUUACAUUUCUCAGAUAAUCGAAUUCGAAAUGGAGUUUACGCGAACGAAUUCGGUCAUGCAACUUUGUUCUUUCGUAUACAGAUUCGAAUUCGAUUUCGAGAUUGAUUUAAGAAUGAAUCUUCGGGACGCUCCCACGAGAAUGAUGUUUCGAAAUAUAGAAAUGGAGAGAAGGAAAGAAAGACGAAGACAAGAGUCGUACGUUAAUAGAGCCCAUCGGUUUUCGCCGCCGUAGUCCGUAAUUAUUAUUAAACGAAACGCGCCGAAAUGAGGAGAGAAAAAGGAUAGACAGAAAGAAAGAAAGAGAGAGAAAGAGAAGAAGAGAAAAGGAGAGGGAAGAAGAAAGAGAUUAUACAAAGGAAAUCGAGCGUGUCGAUUCUUCGCGUCUAUCGCUUCUCUAACGGUGUGUCUACUCUAGAGAUUAUCUAAAAAAAAAAAAGAAAAAGAGAAAAGUAAGUCUUUCGAGCUCGCA
Messenger RNA from Vespula pensylvanica (western yellowjacket), 1973 nucleotides. RefSeq lists its product as uncharacterized. The transcript is spliced from 5 exons. NCBI's taxonomy places the organism in Eukaryota, Metazoa, Arthropoda, Insecta, Hymenoptera, Vespidae. The coding region runs from base 63 to 1241 and encodes 392 amino acids. The record is from RefSeq and is a predicted model, not a curated record.